AUGCUCAGCACUCAAUCUCUCCCAACCACUCCAUCUACCUCCAUUGCUGUAGAGUCAACCAAUCACACUACCAGUAAGGCACCAAAAGGUUCCCUACAAUCCUUCUACUUGUUAUUAGGAGCACUCGAUUACAUUAACGAUGCUCAAGAAUAUCCUCGAUUAAGCACUGGAAGAAUUUCAAAUUUCUCGAAUGCCUUGAUGCAAGGAGAUGAUGACAAUGAUGACGAGGAAACACUCGAAGAGGAUCACAACCAUGAUGCUGAUGAUCACACUCAACGUUCGAGAAGAAGAACAAGAAGAACUUCUCGUCGAACUUUUGAAGAUGAAGAUUUUGAAAUGGAUAACGACGACGAAGAGGAAGAACAAGAACUUGAAAUUGAUGAAGAGGAUUCAGAAUGGAGUGAAGAAGAACAAGCAAUAUCUUCAGGCAGUGCUGGUAAAAGUUCUUCUUCUCGUCGAGGUCAAGCCAAUGCUGCUGCUUCAAUGUCUUCUUCAACGACUGUCACUAAUCAUCAUGCUAAUAAGAUUCAACACGUCAACAGUGAAGGUCUCCAAAUUUGUGCCUGUUGUAAGAGAGACUCUACGGUUGUGAGUUUCCUCAAGAAUUAUUCCAUCCAUCAAGGAAAUAUUCACAAUUAUCGAAAUUGUUUCCCUGAAUACGAUGUCAUUCCUGGAAUUUCUUGCAUGACUUGUUAUCAUAAACAAUGGAGAUACACCAAAGGUCUCUAUGAUCCUAAUAAGGCACGAAAUGGAAGUGUGAACAAGAGAGAAGGCAUUCAACGAUCCAAUCAAAAGAAGAAUGUCACGAGUCAAAAUUCUGAUGCUCAAUCGACGCAUUCAUCAUCCUCUUCGAAUCAAUCUUCAAAGAGAAAGCGAUCUUCUUCUGCCACUUCCAAUUCACAAGCAAGUACUCACAAGAGAAAGAAGGGAAUUGAAGAUGCCCAUCAAGGAGAACAUCAAGUUGAAGAAAUGAAUCGAGAUGAUGUCUCGUCAUCGAAUUCAUCCUCCUCUAAAAAGCCUCGAAAACUUGCUAAAAGAAAGAAGGAAGCCGUGAUGAUUCUUGAACCAUUCACACCUGGUAAUAAUUAUUCAACUUUGAAUGUGAUCAUGGGAAUGAACAAGAAUGUCGUUGAAAAUGUGGAUGUGGCACGAACGCUUAAUAACGGUCCACAAGAAUAUGGAUUACCUUCAACUUCGACGAGUGGAAUGAUGGUGAUGCCACCUGUUGUGACUGCGUAUCAAUUUUGA
Molecule: messenger RNA, 1248 nt
Organism: Naegleria lovaniensis
Lineage: Eukaryota; Heterolobosea; Eutetramitea; Acrasida; Naegleriidae
Exons: 1
Coding region: 1-1248 (415 amino acids)
Source: RefSeq, a predicted model, not a curated record